UUCCGCCUCCAGCUAAAACAGCUACACAGGCUUUUGACAGCUGGCUGCUGUGGACAGCCCCCUCAAAGACCAUUUAUUCUCCGAGCACAGAGGAAAGCAGAGGGGCAUGAGCUAGACACACGACUGUCUGCACUGGCUCUGCCUGGUGCUCCAAGCUGGGAUUUGCUGCCUGACUGAGUUAGAAUCGCCAUCGAAUCUGAGUAGAGUCAAGCAUCCAACCCUCAAAGAGCAGCUGGGGCAGAAGGUACAAAUUAUUCAGCCAUUGGCCAGUGCCCAGGCAGUGGUCAGAAGUGGGCAGAUUUCAACAGAGACAAUAUUUCCUGAGAGAAGAAGUGUCAGUCAUCUUAGGUCAGACACAAGGAUGGUGCCUUCACACCCAGCUCCCUGCCUGUGACCUUUGCUGGCAAUGGCUGACAAGGGGGUAAUCUACACUUAUCUAAACCACCCGGCAGGCUCUCUGCCCAUCGACACGUCGGCCCCGGCUCAGCAUCACACUUGUCCGCAAUGUCCGCUUUGGCAUCGGGUCAGCUGCGCCGGGAACUUCGUCCUGCUGGGAGCUGUGAUAGUGCUGGUGGUCCUGGUUUGCCAGCGCCCAUCUCAGAAUCGCCACACGGCAGCCGUCCCGCAGACCGCUCAGAAGAGCGAUUCCUGUGAGAUAAAUCGAAACACAACAGUGUACAACUGUACAUUGGAGGAUUUCCGAUCUUACCUGAAGCAAAACUUGUGUGAGGUGGAAAACAGCUCAGCAGAGGGCUCCGAGUGCAAACUCUGCCCCAGGCACUGGGUGCCACACAGGGACAAGUGCUACUGGCUGUCUGAAGAGAAUCAAUACUGGAGCAGGGGCCGUGAUGACUGCUCACGGAGGGGAUCUCAACUGCUAGUGAUCCAGGACCAGGAGGAGCUGGAGUUCAUACAGAAUACUACAAGAAAUCAAAAUCCGAUGUGGAUUGGACUCAACAUCACAUCCCCAGGGAGGAAGUGGACCUGGAUGGAUGGUUCCCCAUUAAAUCAAACACGAUUCACGGUAUUGGGUUCUGCUGAAGAGAACAGCUGUGCUGCAGUAAAGAAGAAUCAGAUCCAGUCUGAACUCUGCACCACUGUCUAUAAAUGGAUUUGCCAAAAGGAAGCUGUGCUAAUUUAACCAGCUGGAUUGGUGACCUCUGUUUGAAUAAAUGGAAUGCAAAACA
Dermochelys coriacea (leatherback sea turtle) is the source of this 1187-nucleotide messenger RNA. RefSeq names its product killer cell lectin-like receptor subfamily B member 1B allele C. The record is from RefSeq and is a predicted model, not a curated record. Lineage: Eukaryota; Metazoa; Chordata; Testudines; Dermochelyidae. The coding region runs from base 407 to 1141 and encodes 244 amino acids. The transcript is spliced from 6 exons.